Peniophora sp. CBMAI 1063 is the source of this 1785-nucleotide messenger RNA. Lineage: Eukaryota; Fungi; Basidiomycota; Agaricomycetes; Russulales; Peniophoraceae. The record is from the annotation of a GenBank genome assembly.
AUGAUCGUCUCACCCGUUGCCGUUCUGGCCGCGGGUCUCUUCGCGAAAGUAGCCGCCGCUGCUUCGCUCUGCCGCAACCAGCCAGGAGAUCCUGACUACCCUACGGACGACGACUGGACUCAGCUGAACAGCACUGUGGACGGCCGUCUCGUUGCGGCCGUUCCCACCGCCAAAUGGUGUGCAGAUGUGGGCUGUAGCCAGACUGAAUGGGAGAGCUCCAAUCUUCGCGCGACGUUGCCAGGAUCUACCGUCGUGAACAACUGGGAGCAAGACUACGGCACCGGAACCGGGAACGACUCGUCGUUGUGUCUGUUGAAUGCUACGUCGAGUUGCGGUCAAGGAAAUGUCGUGCUCUACGCAAUUAACGCGACGCAGCCUGAACAUCUUCAGGCCGGCGUGCGCUUUGCAUCGCAGCACAACAUUCGCGUGGUCAUGCGCGCUUCAGGACACGACUAUCUCGGGCGCUCAACGGCCAAGAAUGCCCUUCUGCUUUGGACGCACUACUUCCAGAACAUCUCCUUCACGGACAACUUCAUCGUCGACGGAAAGAGCGCUGGCCCCGCUGUCACAGUGGGAAGCGGUGUUGGCCUGGAGUCCUAUUACGCGGCAGCAUCUGCUCAAGGACGAGCUGUCCUCGGAGGGUCUGCGGGAACUGUCGCGCCAGCAGGAGGAUGGGGUCAGGGCGCAGGGCAUUCUGUCUACUCUCCGAUAUUUGGCCUUGGCGCUGAUAACGCGCUCGAGUACAACAUCGUUACGGCGAACGGCACGCUUGUCACAGCAAACGAAGUAUCACACCCUGACCUGUUCUGGGCUGUCCGUGGCGGCGGAGGUGGCAGCUGGGGCGUCAUCGUUAAUGCAACGUUCCCCACCUUCCCACUGUUCAACUCGACUAUUCAUCAGGUGACCCUCAUUGCCAACUCGACCGAGCUGUCCGGCAGCAUGAUGGCCACGCACGCUCGGCAUAUAUUCGAUUGGGACGAUAUUCGGGCAGGUGCAUACUUCUACAUGGAGGCCUCGGAAUUCGGUUCGCUGGUGUCGCUGUCUACCGUCUUUGCCAACAUCAGUGGUGAAGAGGCUAUAUCUCGCAUGGCACCUCUCUUGACCGAUCUGCGUGCGCUGGGUGUGAACGUCUCGAACGACAUCACUGUCACGGGCGACGCAAACGUUAUCGUUCGGAAUGCUGAUUGGGCUAUUGAAGAGACCGUUCUGAACAUGACCACUGCAGAUGCUCCCACGACUAUCAUCCCAUUCCGUGAUGAUAUCGCUGGCUUCAAUCUAGUGAUGAGCUCUCGUUUCAUCCCCGAGGACGUGUACAGGAACGAUCCCGACAGCAUCGGUGACAUGUACACCAAGGUGCUUGACUUGGGCAUAGGAGCAGUAUCUGGCCAUCUUGUUGCAGGUGGAAAGGUAGCUGAGAACGCUGGCGUCAACAACUCUGUCAACCCACGCUGGCGCACGGCCAAGACUCAUAUCAUCCUGAGCUACAGCUGGGAGGAUGGCACCACUCCCCCUUCGGUGGUGCAGGAAAUCCGUCACAACUUGACCUACGUCGCGACGCCGAUACUCUCCGCGAUUACGAAGCAGGACACUCCCGGAUCCUACUCUAGUGAGGGAGAUGUCCUGGAGCCCGACUUCAAGAACGUGUUCUACGGCGAAAACUAUGCGCGGCUCUCUGAAAUCAAGUCGGCAUACGACCCGGAGGAUCUGUUCAUCGUGGGUGCAGGCGUGCAUAGUGACCUUUGGUCUGCGGAUGGGAACUGCCGGGUGAACGCCACGAGCGUGUAG